This is a messenger RNA of Chaetomium strumarium, 647 nucleotides long. RefSeq lists its product as uncharacterized. The transcript is spliced from 2 exons. Bases 43 to 522 code for a protein of 159 amino acids. The record is from RefSeq and is a predicted model, not a curated record. Lineage: Eukaryota; Fungi; Ascomycota; Sordariomycetes; Sordariales; Chaetomiaceae.
CUUCCUGUCUGCUCAGUAGCAACCUUCGUCGUAGGGUCUCCGAUGGAAAGCCUCCCGCUUUCCUCCUGUUUUCUGUGUGUUGCUUUCGGAGGCCAGUUGUUACCAUGGCACCGGAGGUAUGGCGUUAUCGCCCUCGGAUCUCCAUCUUUGACCGAGCCGCAAGGCGCCGAGCCGGCCUCUUGCCGAGUAACGGCCCCACAUCUAAGGGUCUCCAGGCCAGCAAACUUUUCCACAUUCCAUGUGCCCGAUUCUUUACAUAGCGCCUCAAGUACAUACCGCAGGGUUGGCGGAUCCGUUUCGGAUGCGAUCCGGCACGAGGGGCCCGGCGCGCCAGCGAAUGAUCCGUCGUUAUCGUGUAUACGCGGUUCUGGGUACUACGAGAUCGCCGUCCGGUUGCGUCACUUCUCAGCCCUGCAGACAAGUUGCGCAAGGUCACUUCCUCCAAUCUGCAUAGCGCCGAGCAUACCACACUGCGGUCUGACGAAAGACAAUCAUGCUGCUUACACCUUAUAUGGUCACUGAUGUCAGUGCCAAUAUUGAACACCAGAAGAUUGGCCGGCUAGUCUGGACAUCGAUAGCUUUGUCUUAAGCUGUGUAGUAGUAGCUCCCAUGACUAGAAGCAGUCCACGGUCCAAGCUGGGUGAAGG